Molecule: messenger RNA, 1836 nt
Organism: Rubroshorea leprosula
Lineage: Eukaryota; Viridiplantae; Streptophyta; Magnoliopsida; Malvales; Dipterocarpaceae
Source: the annotation of a GenBank genome assembly
ACGUUGCUUGGCAAUAUUCAACACUUAGAUCUUUCAUAUAACUUUUUCCAAGGUCCAAUACCUAUAUUUCUCCAAAAUAUGACUUCCUUGAUAUUUCUUUAUCUUUCUGAGAAUCAAUUGAAUGGGAGUAUUACAAAUAGCAUCGGACAACUCUUUAAGUUAAAGAGCAUAGAUCUUUCUAAAAAUCAAUUGAGUGGGGGUAUUCCAGAUAGCGUCAGGCAACUCUUUAGAUUAAAGAGAAUAUAUCUUUCUAACAAUCAAUUGAGUGGGAGUAUUCCAGAUAGCAUCGGGCAAUUGUCUAAGUUAGAGAACAUAGAACUUUUUGGCAAUCAAUUGAGUGGGAGUAUUCCAGAUAGCAUCGGGCAAUUGUCUAAAUUAGAGAGCAUAAAACUUUCUGGCAAUCAAUUGAGUGGGAGUGUUCCAGAUAGCAUCGGGCAAUUGUCUAAGUUAGAGAGCAUAUAUCUUUCUAUCAAUCAAUUGAGUGGGAGUCUUCCAGAUAGCAUCGGCCAAUUGUCUAAGUUAGAGAGCAUAUAUCUUUCUGACAAUCAAUUGAGUGGGAGUAUUCCAGAUAGCAUCGGACAACUCUCUAAGUUAGAGAGCAUAGAUCUUUCUGGCAAUCAAUUGAGUGGGAGUAUUCCAGAUAGCAUCGGACAACUCUCUAAGUUAGAGAGCAUAGAUCUUUCUGGCAAUCAAUUGAGUGGAAGUAUUCCAGAUAGCAUCGGACAACUCUCUAAGUUAGAGAAUAUAGAUCUUUCUAACAAUCAAUUUGGAACAAGAUUUCCUGAAUGGCAUCAAUUACAAAAGACAAUAUACAUUGUUGUUCUCUCUAAUGCUAGCAUCUCAGAUCUUGCUGAUAACAAUCUGACAGGAAGGAUUCCUCCUUGUUUUGGAAAGUUUUCGAUUAUGGUGAACGCAACACAAUUAAGCAAUGACAUGGUCAUGGUUUAUGAAUAUUGGGGUCAACACCAAUUGUUCGAGUCUUUGUCAUUGAGAUACAUUAAGCAUUUGGACCUGGCACCUUUGAUGAAGGUUGUGAAAGGGAGAAACAUUAAGCAUUUGAACCUGGCACCUUUGAUGGAGGUUGUGAAAGGGAGAUACCUUGAGUAUACAGGAAAACCUUUGAGACUUGAGAUGAGUAUAGAUCUUUCUAGAAAAAUCCCUAAGAAAAUUGGACAAAUGGAGAAUUUGGAAUCUCUCGAUUUCUCCAAAAAUAACCUCUCAGGAAUGAUCCCGAACAGUAUGUCAAGUUUAACCAAGUUAAGCUACCUCAACUUGUCCUACAACAACUUGUCAGGGCCAAUUCCAACAGGCUAUCAACUCCAAACACUCGAAGAUCCAACCAUAUAUGCUGGCAAUCCUCAACUCUGUGGAGUUCCACUCCUAAAGAAAUGCUCAAAUGAUACAUUGCCCCCAACAAUUGCCAACUUCAAGGCCUUGCCCGAUUCUGCUCAUCUUCUUUCUUCCCGAUGCAGCCGAACAAAGCCCCCAAGCAAGCCGACAGCCCUCCCCUUGAGGAAACCGGUGAGAAAGCUUGAUUUCUCCUUCUUUUCUUGCUCUAAAAUACAAAUUGAACCCAGAAAUUCUCCCCCCUGCAGGAAGCUUCCGGAUCUGCUCUGCUCUUCCCUCUGCUGUCCGCCGGCUGCUCUUGUUGUGGGUGCAAAUUCUGGGCAUUUUCUGGAAGUGAAACCGAGAACGGGGAAACCACGGGAAGUGACGAGUUAGAAAGCUAGCCAUAUUGUAAUUGGAUAUGAAUUUUAGAAACAAAUCAUGAUCUUGUAUUUGGAAACUUUAUUGGAGAUUAAUGUUAUGAGAGAAUUAUAAAAUUUGAUCUUCAGA